Molecule: messenger RNA, 4635 nt
Organism: Penicillium longicatenatum
Lineage: Eukaryota; Fungi; Ascomycota; Eurotiomycetes; Eurotiales; Aspergillaceae
Exons: 1
Coding region: 1-4635 (1544 amino acids)
Source: RefSeq, a predicted model, not a curated record
AUGUCGUACAACUCUGGACGUAUGCCGCCGAAGGCAUCGUCUGCAGAUUCAUCACAUCCGCCGUCCAACUCUGGCAUCCCUAAUGCAUCUCGGUUUCAAAGAUCUCCACUGGCAAGGCCAGUCAAUUCUACUCCUCGAGGUCGCGCAUCAUCUUUCUCCAGUGCAGAGGGGAGUAGACAGAUCCCCGCACCGGCACCAUCUAACAAUCGUUCAAAACGACUGUCAUUGCUACCGCGGCCCAGUACUGGCGGUUUGACAUUCCAAAUUCCUCCGUCGACGCCAUCGCCUCAAACCCCAGUCCAACCUAUUCCACCCUCUGUCUCCACUCUAGAUAUCACGAACCCGUCAGCAUUUGUGCCAAUUAGGCCCAGCUACCAAGCGAAACCACCACCGGCUAAGAGGACCCGAAAUGUCCUGCGCAGAAAGGCGCCGUUGAUAGGAAAGCAUGUGGAGCAGAGCCAAGCCCAGAAGCUCAGUCUGGUGAUCCCGCAAGAAAGCCAACCGAACGAAAUGAAGGAUCCUAGGUUACAUUCUACACCAGAUGCAUACUCAGCUGGGCCGUCAGCCUCGGCAUCUUCACAAAGUUCGAGUGACAAGACGCCGAAAAGUGCCAUGGAAACGCCCAAGACUGGCCCGGCAGAAUUGGCUAGCCUCCGUACUGUCAAUACUCAGAACCUUCCUCCCACACAUUCCUUUCCAUCCGCAAGCAGCCCUUCGACAAGGUACUCUGAGUCCCCGGGCAUGUGGAGUCGUGGUUCAACGCCGACCUCAUUGUCCUCAUACUCACCGGGGCUUAUGCACUCAAGCAAAAUUGGACGUUUAAGACAGCCUAGCCCAUCCCACACUAGACUGCCAUUUUUCUCGCCGCCUUCUUCACAUGCAAGUCCUCAAAGUGCACAGAGUGAUCGACGAGAGCCCAAAACACACCGGACAGCACUUCCUCAACGGUCUCUCGGCCCAAGUCCAGUGGCAUCCACCGCACCGAAACAAAUACCCAAGCCUGUUGCUACAAAGACCCCAGGUCCUCCCCACAGCCCGCCUCCAAGAAAGUCGUCCGUGAACUUUAGUCCGAAGGACUCUCCGUCCAAAGACUCUGACAUUGAUGUAGAAAAGGCCAGAAAGGAAGUCGAGGAAGCCGAGCGAGAACUCUUCAACGUGCAUAAAAGAAGGAUUGUCAACCCCACAGCCCUCGAGGCUAGUGUGCCAAAAACACCACCACGACCAAGCCGAGAUGGCACCCAUCGGUUGAAUUUGGAGACAUCACCAGUGAUUCAAAGCAAUCUGCCAUACCUUAAGACCACGGGCCACAAGAGACGGGAAUCUAUGGAAAGAGCUCUUACGGCGGCUCAGCCCUACCCAACUGCAAACCCUUCUGCUGCCACUUCAGUGGACACUUUUCGAUCCAAGGACAUAUCUCGAAUUCCAUCGCGCGAAGCAGGGUCCCCGGUAAUGACUCGCAAAUCGCCUAAGUUGGUCAAGGACCCCCCUAAAGUAGCUACCAAGGAGAAUAGUGAGCCGAAAAAGCCCAUCACACCCAAGCGAUUUGGCCUUUUCCCCAAAAAAUCGAAACCAGAAAUGGAAAGCAACACUGGUGAACAGAAUCGACCACCAGUACGCAAGGGUCCAGUAGCAGGGACUGGUCAUGAAGGAUACGGGAAAUACAGCCAGCGCGGGAGAAAAGCGAGUGCAAGCAGUAGCAGCGGUGCCAGGACCCGAUCAACGAGUACAACCCGAAGCGCACCGCGAUCAAUUGCUAGUAGUAAAGGAAGUAUGUCAAGUCGCCCGGAUCUGGAACUCGACGAUUUUCUCUCAAGUCGCCUUGAGCCAGUGAUCAUCAGCGGUGGUGGAUCGACCCUUUCACGAACCCAAAGCGAACAGAGCAUGAGCAGCCUUAGUGUUGCAUCAUCAAGCCUGCAUCGUCCGACUCCUCUCACAGUUUCUACUGUUCAAUCUACGGAUUCCUUGGUGACAACCUCGACAGAUAUUCUGAAUGAGGCGAAGCUGCCUACUGCAUCGAGCACUACCUUAUCAUCGGCUCGGAGCCAGAGUCUAGAAAGAAAACCCGAGGUCACUGAUCGUCCGCAACCACCAAAGUCGCGCAUGCCAGUGGCCAAAGGGAAGAAGCGUGAGGUGUAUAUAAAUCCAGAAGCCGGUCAGACUCAAACAUCUCUAUCGAGUGCUGCAUCAACAACACUUCCUGUCCAGAUCCCAAAAAGCACCGCCGGCUCGUCGAAUCAGCAACAACCAGCGACCACGAAAGAGAGUCAGCAAGUCAACAAGAAAGAGAAAAAUUCUAGGUGGAAUCUAUUCCAAAGAAACCGCUCUGAACCGCCUAAAGCCCCUGCUCCUGAGCCUACAUCGGUUUCCCACACUGCCCAGCUCCAUGCAGCGAUCUCACCAGCGCCGAAGACCCGACCUGUUGCCCACUAUGCACUAGUGGAUGCCGACUCCGAUGAACUUGACGACAUAAUCAAUAAUAUCGAGCACUCGCCACCUACAGAAGAGGAAAUCUUCGUACCAGCGGUAGAGGUACCAGCAAGCCUGAAUAUUAGAAAAAGACAUCCGUCCGUCUUACUACCUUCGCCACCGAAGAUGCAUGGCGAGUUUGAGAAGGAAGGACAUUCUUCCCCGAAGACCGCAAUGUUCAAUCGCAAUCUGAUGGAUCUGGACUCUGAAAGUAGCCCUGAGGAUCGCCGACCUAGACGACUGGCUUCUGUGGGUCGCAUCCCUAAAGUUGUUUCUAGGCGCGAUAGACAACAUACACCGGCCACUCGAUCAUUCUCUCGUCCAUUCAGUGUCGUUGAAUCACCGCCAUCGGUACCAGCCUAUAGACAGCAAGGUCCACAUGACUAUCCAAGCUUUACCGACUCUCCUUGGAAGCAACAAGCGGACAUUCCAUCGAGCCAGCCGCCUGAUUGGGGAUAUAAUUACACACAAGGCUUUAGUGCACCUGCGACGGUUAGCGCCUUGAACUUUCUUGCUGGACCUUAUUCGGCUCACGAGUUUAUCCAUUUUUCGCCACAAAAGAGCUCUCCAUCCUCAAGCAGCCCUCUGGAAGCAGUGACAGCUGUAGUUCCCAAGCCAGAAACAGCCCCUAUGGAAGAUGAGAUCUGGAAGGAGUAUGAUGAUUUGAUUGAUGUCCUUUCCCCAGAUGAAUCAAAGCCAGAUGAACCUAACAAGCCAGAGGAUGAUGAGAGGUUUCAAUUCGCCACUAUGGCGAGCAGAGCUCUCCAGGACGAAUUGAACAAUCCAAACUCCCUUCACCCCGGCCCCUCUGCAUCUGGUGAAGCAUCAAUUCGGUCCAGUAGCGAUUCGGUUCGUCUGCGUCGUUCUAGAAUUGCGUCUGCUUUGCAUUAUUCACUCUCUCCAUCAACUCAACCGUCGUACAGUAACCUCAUUGCCAGCUACGGAGAGAACGAGGAGCCUCGGAGCCCAGAACAUCCUGUGCAGUCUCCCCAAGGCAAGUUCCAAGAGCAGCAAUCGACAUUUCUUCAGUCUCUAGCCGCAGCUUCCAGUCCUGAACCCAAAUCUCGCGAUGAUCGCAAAUCCAUACCGGGCUCAUCAGAGCGAGCUUGGGACGCUGUGACCCGUACUAAUAUGCGAUCUGCUUCGUUAAUGACCAGCCGCUGGCUAUCAUUCGGGCGUGUCCUUUUCAGCCCUGCACACAACCACGUCAAGACCGGAACACAUGGAAGAAUCCUUGUGAUUGAUGGACUCGGGAACGACGAUUGGUCUUUCUAUUGCUCGUUGACUUACCCCGAUGCCGAGGUAUACAGCUUGAGCGGUCGACCAGUCUCUACAGCGAUGCCCCAUCCAGCUGCAUGGCAGCCUCCUACCAACCACCACACGGUCUAUCACGCCGGUCUGCAAAACCCUCUGCCGUUUCCCAAAGACUACUUCGCCGCGACCGUUUUGCGAUUUCCUGCAGCAAGCCCCGAGGCGAUGCAGAAUAACAUUAUUCAGGAAUGUAAACGUGUUCUUCGCGCCGGCGGUUACCUGGAAAUGAGUCUCCUAGACCGGGACAUGGUGAACAUGGGUCCUCGCACCCGUAAAGCCGUCCGACGACUCAAGGAAAUGACCUGCCUCGCCAACCCAGCCAUUAGCCUCAAGCCUAGCAGCGAUAAUGUUCAGCGUCUACUAGGCACGCAGGGCUUUGACAAUCUCCGCCGAUGCAUGGUGCGAAUCCCGGUUGCAGGCAUGGUCGUUCGAUCCUCCGACUCAACUACUUCUUCAUCGAACAAAUCCUUCUUGGCAACAGCAACAACUUCCUCAACCGGAUUCUCUCUCCCAGCUAUCUCAGUUACUGGAACGACGGGUAGCCAGAGCACCCGAACGGCUUCAAAAUCGUCGCCUUCGGAUGACACCAGUGUCUCUCUGGGGGAUCUUUUGUCAGACCCUUCACCCUCCGCCGCUAAUGACGAGUCAAUCGCCAAGAUUGUGGCACGUGUCGGUCGGUGGUGGUAUACGAAGUGCUACGAGGAUCCUGUGCUCCCCGACACCGGGGACAAUGAUCCGGGCAUGUGGAACGACCGCAAGGUUCUUCGCGAAUGUCAGCAACGUGGAACUGGAUUCCGUAUGUUGAUUGCAUAUGCACAGAAGCCGAGUGAGGUUAAGAGACGCACCGCCAGCGUCUAA